Messenger RNA from Fusarium vanettenii 77-13-4, 1797 nucleotides. RefSeq lists its product as uncharacterized. The transcript is spliced from 2 exons. NCBI's taxonomy places the organism in Eukaryota, Fungi, Ascomycota, Sordariomycetes, Hypocreales, Nectriaceae. The record is from RefSeq and is a predicted model, not a curated record. The coding region runs from base 1 to 1797 and encodes 598 amino acids.
AUGGCAUCUCCGCCUCGGCGCUCACGAAAGCAUCGCGCCGCUGCGCCGACCAAAUUUACCGUCCCAGGCUCCGACGAUGAUUUCUGUCCGGAGCCUUCCAAGAAAGCCUCGGCCCCCAAGGUCUCCUCGGCCUCCAAGGCGAAAGCAAACCCAGCCAACUUGACCCGUUCAAGCUCCAGCGAUGAUGUCCCUCUCAUGGCUCGCAAGAAAGCCAGAGCCGCCCAGAAUGCUGCAGCCCGCCGAGCCGCUCAGAGGGACGAAGACGCAGGGUACGAGAGUUCCGGCUCGAACUCAUCCAUUCCUGCAGUCGCUUCCGAUAAAAGCACCAGGUUGGCGGACCAAGUUUCUCCAACCGGCAAGCGAGGUGCGCCCAAGGAGCACACCGAUUCUCCUGUCAAGAAGCAGCGGAUCGUUUUCAAGAAAAAGAACAGGUCUUCCGAUGGUACAUCGUCCUCGUCCCCAACGUCUCCCACUGAGCCAGUGGCUUCGUCCAACUUGGCGACUCGAUCAACGGAAACCACACCCGCAACCUCGCUAGCUCCCUCUCAGCCAUCGAUCAACAGAGAGACAGAAGCUGCUUCGUUGAUUACUGUCCCUCACGAAGCAACCACUCUUCAACCAGCAGACUAUCAUCCAGCAGCUCUCCAUCCAGCAGCCCUCCAUCCAGCAGCCCUCCAUCCAGCUGAAGCCAGUCUCCAGCAAUUUAGCGAACAACUUGCUCACAUGCGCAACGAUGCCGAUGCCAUCCAGAAGAGUAUGCAGGGCGUCUUGGAUGCUCAGGCUAUGCAAGCAAAGGUCACUGCCCUCGAGACCCAGUUGGCAACACUCAGCGCCCAAAGUGCACAAGAGGCUGGGGGUGAUCUUGUCGAGUUAAACAAGGCCCUCGAUGCUAGCCGAGCUAGAGAAAAGAAGCUCUCUGACUCUUUCGAAACCCUCAAGGCUGAGAACAAGGAACAGAAGGAAUAUAUCGAAGACCUAAAGAGUGACGUUAACGCACUGAACGAUGAACUAGAGAAGGGCUCCGACUUUCCUUAUGACAAGAUCUCGGACGAUAAGAUUGGGGAUGAGUGGCUUCAACUUGCCCAUGAGAUUCAGAACUUCACCCUCCAAGUCCUCACCAGGGAUCCAACCCGUGUCGCAGCUCCUCCAGGAGCCAACUCGGUCCAGGUCAACGCGCUCAGACUCAAGCGCAAGCAAGACCCGGAACUGGUCAACUUUCACUUCCAGAAGCACAUUUGGGAUCGUAUCAACAACGAGGUAUUUCAGGCGGGAUCCAACGUUUGGGGUGGUCGCGGCGGGAAAGCCUUCAAUCGCCUCUGCAUCGACGUCGCAGGGAGUGAUGCCGAGGAAAUGAAGAACUUUAGCCCGUUGAAGGCGCAGACAGCCAACGUUCUACGCUCUACACACGAUGACGAAAACAAAGUCCAGGUGGCCAAGCUUGUGAAUGGUCUCAAGGCUGACCUAUUCGUCUUCACGAACCCCGAGAUGACCAAGACGUUGGAGCAUCGCUUGAAGAAAAUCGUUCAUCGAGCUUGGCGCCUCAACAUAAUCUUCAUAGCAUCGAGGGCUUUCUUCCUUCCGAUGGGUGUGCAGGACCAAUACCAGGAUGAUAAUGUCGACAUCCGAUACACCAGAGGAAACACGGAGAACACUGAGCUUGAGCUCCAGGUCUCACCACAGAUCGUCAAGUAUGGGGAAGCAGAUGGGUUCAACUUUGAAAGCUGUAUCAUCGUCUGCAAGGCUAUCGUCACCAUGUGUGAGGUGAAGCAGCGGGGUGGGAAGCGCAGUAAGGAGUAA